Fonsecaea erecta is the source of this 4044-nucleotide messenger RNA. RefSeq lists its product as hypothetical. NCBI's taxonomy places the organism in Eukaryota, Fungi, Ascomycota, Eurotiomycetes, Chaetothyriales, Herpotrichiellaceae. The record is from RefSeq and is a predicted model, not a curated record. Gene Ontology annotation, molecular function: lipid binding. Bases 1 to 4044 code for a protein of 1347 amino acids. The transcript has a single exon.
AUGUCCUCGACGGACGAAUUCGACCCAGAGUCUCAGCGGAGAACCUACCAGGCGCCACACUCUGCCCGCCAUCCUAUUCCUACCAUCCAGAAAUACAGGGCCGAGCGGAGCGAGUUGAACAACCAGCAGCAACAAGCUGAACAGGCCCAGCAUGAGGAGACGGACGAUUCCACCGUCAAAAGAGCAUACCAUGCCGCAAAAGGCAUCUUAAAGGGCGAGGAUGAAGGCCCCAGAUCGACGCACGACCCCUACCGGUCUCAAAAUCGGAAUAUUCAGAACCCUCCUGGACAGCCAGGUGGAAGAGAUGAGCAAGGAGAAGAACAGGAUCAAAAGGAGGAGGACCAGGGUCAGCAACAACCACAACCAAAACCACAAGACCGGGAUGCAGGGGAUAUUAAGACAGACGAACCAGGUCAAUCGGCUACCGAGGCCGUGGCGGGUCACCAUGACCCUCGCCAAAAGAGAAAGGACAUGAAACACAAGAAGCGCAGUGAUGGGGGUCGAGAAGUCACAGAUCCGGUGACUCACCUGCCCAUCAUCAUUCGAGACUCGACGCACAAGGAUCUCAAGGCUGUCGAACAGAAUAUCCCCUCGACAGGGACAGAUUUCCGCACCAAAACAGGAGUCAGCGGCGCCAGGAAAUCGAGCCAAGAGCUCGAAAAGGAGCGCGAGGAGGCCCAGGACAGCCUCGACGGCAUACAAAAGUUGUUCCCACCUCCGAAGUUUGAUGACUUGAAGAAUGAGCUGGCGAGGACGUAUGAGCGUGCAGUCACGAUAGGCCUUAUCAGCGCCGUAGGGCUGCUAUUGCUGGGGGAGGUCGCCGCUCGAGUAUCUGGGGUAAGCCUCUACGAUAAAGGUUCACCCUGGCGGUCGAGACUCUCUGCUGCCGUGGUUGCCAUCUUCAUCCCGGGUGUCAUUGCGGCGGCCGUGAUCUUCGUGGUCAGGGACUGGCUCGGGAAGAAGGUGGAAGCCAUCUGCAAAGAUGAGAUUUGGGAUGCCGCACGUCAGGAGGAACUUCACACCACGCAGGCUGAACAUGCCAUCCCAGAAUCAGUCGCUUGGUUAAACAACCUCUUGUCCGCCGUUUGGCCCCUCGUCAAUCCGGAUCUGUUCACUUCGAUCUCAGAUAUGUUGGAGGACGUCAUGCAGGCAUCUCUUCCAAAAGUGGUGCGAAUGGUGAGCGUCGACGAUCUGGGCCAAGGGAGUGAGGCCUUUCGCAUUCUCGGAAUCAAUUGGUUACCCACAGGUGCGGCAAGUCGAUCUGUCGGCGCGGACGGUCGAAUUCAGAAAGCUGGAAACGAUGGGGAUAACGAUCGGACGGCGUCCAAUGAGGGAGAGAUUGAGAAUAGCGCCGGCGGCGAGGACAAGAGCACGUCGGAUGACAGCGCCCAGAACAAGCAGCAAAAGCAGGAGGAUGAGCAAGCGAUCCGAGAAGGUAUGGAGGCCGAACAGGGCGACUUUGUCAACAUGGAGCUCGCAUUCGCCUAUCGAGCCCGAUCUUCCGGCAAGUCUUUGCAGGCAAAAGCAAAGAACGCCCAUAUCUACCUCAAAUUCUACCUGCCAGGAGGCAUCGCCGUCCCGGUCUGGGUGGAACUGCGCGGGAUUAUUGGCACAAUGCGACUUCGACUCCAGCUCACUCCUGACCCUCCGUUCUUCAGCCUCUGCACUCUGUCCUUCAUGGGACAACCGCAGGCGGAUCUGUCCUGUGUGCCGUUAUCACGGCACGCACUCAACCUCAUGGAUGUGCCGCUCAUUUCGUCGUUUGUUCAGUCGUCGAUUGACGCGGCUUUGGCUGAGUACGUGGCGCCAAAGAGUCUGACGCUCGAUCUCAAAGACAUGCUUGUGGGUGACGAUUUCAAAAAGGACACAGUCACUCGAGGAGUCGUCAUGAUCUUUAUCGAGUCUGCCUCGGGUUUCAAGGAAGGGGAUGGAGGCAUCGGUCCGAUGAAAGGGUCGAGCGACGCAUAUGUCACCGUGUCUUGGGGCAAAUUUGGCAAGCCUGUUGCCUCGACGAGGAUCAUUGUCGACGAUCAAGCGCCGAAUUGGUCAGAGUGGUCGCACAUUCUGGUCACGCCUGAAGAGCUCAACGCCGACGAAAAGCUGCGACUUCAGCUCUGGGAUUCCGACAGAUAUACGGCAGACGAUGACCUUGGUCGCGUUGAGGUGGACCUUCGCGAGCUCAUGCACAGCUCCAAGACAAAGAACAGGAUGUGUGAUCGUGAAGAUCGCUUUGUGGGUGAAGAGCCCGAAGAGAAGAUGCCUGGUACCCUUCGAUGGCGUGUGGGCUACUUCACCAAAACCAAGAUCACAGAGGAGCAACUUGCGAAACAGACUGCUGAUCCCAACGUCCGCACAAUAGGGGACCUGAGGAAGCAAGUCGGCGAGACGGCAGAGCGCAAGUUGCGGGAGGCCACGGCGCAUGACGAAAGCAAGGAAAUCAAGCAGCAGAAAGAAGAGGAUUUCAAGGAGCGCGAAGACGCCUUGAUCAUCUCCAGUCCCCCACCGGAUGACUAUGUCAGCGGGAUAUUCAGCAUCCAAAUCCACAACAUCACCGGACUGGAGGUUGAGUCUCUGCAGAAGCGAGAGAAAAACACCGGCAACGAUAACCGCGAAGACGAGGCCGAGCAAAAUGACGACCUUCCCAGUAGCUACGCGACCAUUAUUCUGAAUCAUCAGAAGAUCUACCGGACGAGAACCAAGCCGAAGAAUGCGAAGCCAUUUUUCAAUGCUGGCACCGAACGAUUCGUCCCCAACUGGAAGACUGCGGAGGUGAUGAUUUCCGUUCGCGAUGAUCGUGAGCGCGAAGAUGAUGCUCUGCUGGGCAUAAUCUACCUCCCUUUACAGAAGGUCUUUGAGGAAAGGAGCCAAGUGAUGCAGACCUACCCGCUGGUUGGUGGUAUUGGGUACGGUCGGGCCCGCAUCAGCAUGGUUUGGCGCAGUCUUGACUUGAAGUUGCCGAAAGAAUUACUCGGAUGGAAUGUCGGAACACUGGAGGUCAAAUGCCCCGUCAGAGCAAAAGGGGGAAGAGGGAACACGACGGAGCACGGAUCAUUCACCCAGCAACGAAUCAAGCUGAGAACCAACCUGAUGAAGGCUAAGAUGCACCCCAGCGACUCGGAUCAGGGUUGUGAAUGGAGAUCCAAAGGCGACAAAGAAUCCGUUUUCCUUGCAGUGCGCAAGCGCUAUUCAAGCUCGUUGACUAUUGAAUUCCGCAAGUCUCGCCUUGGCCCUGACGCUACCCCUGCUUUGGGCGUCUUCUGGCUCAAAGACAUCCCAGACGACGAGGAGACAACCAUCGUUGUAAAGCUUUGGAAGGGCAGCAAAGAGGCCAUGCAUCGCGCCACCACGAGUUACGGGUAUUCGGGGCUGGAAGAAAACGAGCAACCGAUUGGCGAGCUUGAGCUCACUGUGAAGUUCUGGAGAGGGCUCAGCGGAUACCACAAGAGUUAUGCCAACAAAGCUCGCAAUGCGGAUUUGAGGCAGGUGAUGGAGGUGUUGGACACGGCGAAUGACGAAGGACAGGUCGAUCAAUACGAGGAUGAAUCCAAGGGGGCUGGAGAAAUUGAUGAGGACGGGGACAGCGAUAGCACGGACGACGACGCUCAGGGCAACAACGGCGACGUGCCAUCGGGCAAAAAGGACAAAUCUCGGCGCAAGCUGCGCACUCACACCAACGACGACUCCUCCGACUCGGACUCGGACUCUGGCACGACGUCCGCAUCGUCCAAGAACCUGCUCAACGGGCCUGCGCGCCUCGUGUCCAAGCCCCUCGGCGCGGUGGGCGCCACAGCCGCCAAUCUCCUCGACGUCAACGGACAUAAUGACCCCGGCGACGGCUCACGGGGGUUGCGGGCGCAGGUGAGGGACUACAAGGACCACCACCGGGAGCUGCACCGGAAGCACCGGGGGGUCAUGCAGUGGCGAGGAGCGAGGACGGUGGACUGGAUGGUCGGAAAGGCCAAGCGGGUGGAGGGAGGAGUGGAGAGAGUCUUCGAGAGGGAUAAAGACGGGCGUGGCGGCAACGGUGUGGAAACGGAGGUAUGA